Messenger RNA from Aedes albopictus (Asian tiger mosquito), 5599 nucleotides. RefSeq lists its product as uncharacterized. The transcript is spliced from 2 exons. The record is from RefSeq and is a predicted model, not a curated record. The coding region runs from base 24 to 1118 and encodes 364 amino acids. Lineage: Eukaryota; Metazoa; Arthropoda; Insecta; Diptera; Culicidae.
ACGCAGAGAACGUGAAAACAUAAAUGGCUAGAAAACUGGACAGGAUUCUCGAUCGCCGUGAUCUGACAAAAGAGCGGAUGCUACGGAUACGCGACAAUUUGAAGCAGGAUGACUUCAAUAUUCAUAGGCUCAAGCUACAACUGGAUACGCUUCGUCAGUGUUACGAUGAAUUGCAGAUAACGUACGUCGAAAUAUGUGACCUUGUUCCGCGAGAACAUCGAGACGAACACAAACAAAAUCACUUUCGCUGUGAGGACCUGCACAAUCAACUGUUUGUGUUCAUUCAAACGGAAAUCGCACAGUGGAAUGCGGCGGAAAAAGAAAAACAUCAAGUAUGCAUGAAUACGUUGGCUAGAGAUUUCGUACCACAGCAACCAGUGAACAGCUCGGAGCCACAGCUAACAUUCGAUGGCAACCCUGAACAUUGGUAUUAUUUCAAGUGUCAGUUCAAAACCUCAAUGAACAGGUUCGCACACGUAUCUCCGAUCAUCAAAUUAUACCACUUGAAUAGUUCGCUGGUUGGAAGUGCUGCCGGUAUAAUUGAUAAAGACAUAAUCAACAACAACGACUAUGCAGCAGCGUGGAAGAUGCUUGAGGAAACCUACGGAAACGAGCGACUUAUCAUCAAUACCCAUGUAGACGCUCUACUCUCGUUGCCCAAGAUGACGAGCGAGAACGGCACCGAAUUACGUGUCUUGAUCGAUACUUGUAUCAAACACGUCGACGUACUGCGGAACCGAUCAUUCCCCGUUGUAGGACUGUCCGAGAUGAUUCUGGUCAAUGUGGUGGCAAAACGUUUGGACAAGAAAACCAGGCAACUAUGGGAGUCGCAUAUACCGGCUGAUGUGUUGCCUUCGUACGCCGAUAUGAUCGACUUCCUUCAAGACCGAUGUAACAUACUGCAGAAGACAAAUAGUUACCCCGAACAAUGUCCAUCGGCUCAAACGGAGCAAAGCGGAAAGCCGAAUGAACAAUCAACACUGGCCCAACCGGAUCCAAAUAAUCAAUUGGAAGAAAUUCCAGAAUCGGAAACGGUAGCUAACUCGGAGGUAGGAAAACAUCUGGAUGCAGAAGACCAGUCUAUUAGUGCAGAGAACUCUCGGUUUCAGAGGUACUGAAAACAAUCACAGCAAAACAAGGAAGCCAGGGAGCAAAGCCUCAAGAACCACAUACAGUUGCGAAACCAUCAGAGAUUGGGACUGUAGAUGAAUAUCAGGGCGAUCCAGCUGAAGGCCAUUGGUUCCACAAAAUAAAACAAAUCCAAAAAGAGCAACAGACAAAUUCUAAGAAUGCAGCCAUGGGAGAGACAUUGAAGAGGAAUGCUGUUAUACCGUUGUCGCCUUCUAAUCCCGAGAAGCGCUGCUUUCACUACAGGAUAAAGAAAUUCAAAGGUAAUGAAUCUGUAGUGGUAGCUAUGGACGCGCAGUAUUUGCGCAUAAACUCAUCAAAACUACUUCCGAACUAUCUUUCGUACAUCGGAAAAUUACAUCAUUAUGAGGAUUUCGACUUGACUGGGGCAACAAUUGUGGGUAAACCAAUGUAACAGCUAUUGAAAUACGACUCUCUUGGUUAACGGCUACGCAGUUUUGAGAUUCAAAAAACCCGGAUUAAUCCACCUAGUGGUGAUAGUGCGUUUCUCGUCGAAUAUGUACUCAUGAUCUUUCCGUCGACGCAAUCAAUCUUGCCUUAGAGUCAGUGAUCAGUCCCAAAUCUCUGUACUUUAGUAACGGACGAGAAGGAGGAAGUGCUAAUAACAGCGAUUUGGGACUGUACCACCUACGAAUUUCUGAAUCAUGAGAAUACUUUAUUUAGAAAAUCAAAAAUUUUAUCAAGGUCAUCAUCGAAUAUCAUCGUUGAAUAUUCAACGUAUGGGCAGAGCUGAAAGUAUCAGUCCUUUCGGAUGGAUUUGACACUCUCAUUCUUGAAAAUCAAACGAUUUAUUUAAUUCUGCCCGACGUUUCGGCCAUGGGAUGUGGCCUUUUUCAAGGGAAAAACUAUAUUUUGAAAAAAAAGGGGGGUUUGGUUGGUCAUAACAUCACUUAAAAAGUUCUUAAACUAGUCUCACUUGGUCUAUCGUUUUUGUCCUAAAUUAUCUGGUUUUGUGGUUGUCGGUUGGUCAUGAUCUGGGCUUCUUAGGGUUAAAUUAAAUUAGUGGUCAACAUACAUAAACUUUUACUAUUUCAGCCUAUUUUUGAGGUGAUUUUGUGGGAACUUUUUUCAUUAACUUUUCACAGUACUACUUGAUCCACCAACGACUGUUUCAAAAUGGUGAAAUUGAUUGAGCUUUAGUCUAGUUCUUAACCCUAUGUGUUGCUAUUUUCAUCGUUUUGUCUACAUAGAUCGUCUACUUUUAACAUUUCUGAUGGUGUGUAGUAUUCCAGCAUAAGUGGUAUUGAGGUUGUCUACGUCAGUUCUAUAGUUUACCGUGUUAGUCUGAUUUGCAAUGUGACACACCUCGAAUAUCGGGAGAGCUUGCUCCGUGUUUGAUCUAGGAUGGUUGUUUUGGUUAGGUCGAAUUCAUGAUCAUGGUCAAUACAUAGUUUGUUUGAUAAGUGCAGUCAUUUCCUCAAGCCUACCUAUCUCUUCGUUUGCAUAUGUUGUGUUUAAGAACUUUUUAAGUGAUAUUGUGACCAAACAAACCCCCCUUUUUUCAAAAUAUAGUUUUUUCCUUGAAAAAGGCCACAUCCCAUGGCCGAAACGUCGGACAGAAUAAAAUAAAUCGUUUGAUUUUCAAGAUUGAGAGUGCCAAAUUAAUCCGAUCAACAUAAUUGCAGUCGUUUGCCAAGAACAAAUAUCAGUCCUUUCAGUUGGUCACCUGGAGGUGGUCAUCACUGGAGGCUGAUUCAUACGAAGACGACAAUUACUAGCCAGGAUUAAACUUUUUUCACAGAUAACUUUGACAAAGUUUUAUCUGCACACUUUAUUCUAUAUAUUUACUUUUUAUUUAUGUCCACUUCCAGUGGGAGACCCUUAACCGGUUCCGGAAAAUUUACAUGGUUCAUUUUUACAUUUGACCAAUUCCGGCGGGACACCUGAAACCGGUUUGGAACACUACCGGUGGUCUCUAACGUAAUCUGAGCUGAUUUUCUUGAAAACCGUUCAUCAGCUUAUCCAAAAAAAAAACGCGAUUUGAUGAAACGCAUGCAUGGAGUUCGGUUCCCUUCUACAUUUGACCACAUCCGGAGGGACACCGAGAACCGAUUCCGGGACACUACUAGUUUUCCCAGGCAUGAUCUGAGAUAUUUUUUCUUGGUAACCUUUCAUCAGGAUACCUAAAAAGCCAUUUGAUGUGUCGUGAAUAUAUCGACACUGGUUUUUCAUUUGGGCCUAACUGACAUUUUCGAGUUCUCUUCCUCGAUCCUCUCUUUGUGUUGUCACAGAAUGUGCAUUGAGUUUUCCAAAGAUUUUUUGAUUGAAAUGCGAAGAAGACGACUACAUGUUGCUAUAGAAACAAAAAGAAUAAUGAUUUUGUUUGUUUUGAUCAAGUUAUUAGCGAAAGAGAGAGUCGACGAAGAGAAAUCGAUCAAGUCGGUUAGGCCCUUAUGAAAAAUCAUUGUCGAUAUUUUGGUUCUCUUUUACAUUCGGCCACUUUCAGCGAGACACCUCGAGCCGAUUCCGGAACACUAUCAGUAGUUUCUAGUGUGGGCUUAGCUUAUUUUCAUGCUGAUCGUACAAGUUAUCGAAAAGGCCACGAUUUGAGGUGUCGCAUGUAUGAAUUAGGCCACUUCCGGCGGGACACCAGGAAUCGGCUCCGGGAUGCUACCGGUUCAGAUAUGGUCUGAGACUAUUUUCCUGUUUACCAUUCAUCAGCCCUCAGAAAAAGCGGCGAUUUGAUGUAUCGCAAGCAUGGGUUUGUUUCACUUUUAUAUUUGGCUACUUCCAGCGGGACACCCGGAACCGGUUCCGGUAUGCUACCGGUUUAGAUAUGGCCUGAGAUUAUUUUCCUGUCUACCGUUCAUCAGGUUAUACAAAAAGCUACGAUUUGAUGUGUCGCAUGCAUGGGUUUGUUUCACUUUUAUAUUUGGCCACUUCCGGCGGGACACCCGGAACCGGUUCCAGAGUAAUACCGAUUCAGAUAUAGUCUGCGACUAUUUUCCUGCUUACUGUUCAUCAGAUAAUCAAAAAUGCCGUGGUUUGAUGGGUCGCAUGCAUGGGUUUGUUGCAAUUUCAUAUCUGGCCCCUUCCUGGGGUACCGGUCCGGAACACCUAAAUGGCCAUAAUUCCGGAACGGCUGGACCGAUCGAAACCAUUUUCAAUAGGAAACAAUGGGACAAUAUUCCGCGUCGAUUGAAACCAAAAGCGUUGAAAUCGGAUGAUAUUUACUAUUCAAAAGUGAGGUGACAUUUUUGUACACAUACACACAUACACACGCACAUACAUACACACACCCAGACAUCAUCUCAACUCGUCGAGCUAAGUCGAUUGGUAUAUAAGACUUGGUCCUCCGGGGGUUCUAUCAAGAUUUCAUUUUUGGAGCGAACAUAUAGCCUUUCGGUACACUUUGGUGUGCGAGAAAGGCAAAACGUGUUGUUUUAUUAACCCGACGUUUCGACACGGGAUAGUGUCUUCCUCAGGGGGGAAAUAAUUACUAUCGUUUUAUGUCAAUUGUUUUGUCUAGCUGUUACUGUCCCAUUUUGUGUCGUUUUUGGUACAUGACUUCGGAAUCACUCUUAAACUAAAAGUGAUUCCGAAUUUAUGUAGCAAAAACCACGCCAUUGACACGCCUAUACCUAUGGCACGGCGUGACAGUAGAGACAUUAGGGGCCCAAUUUCGUUUGAUCAGCACAUUUUGGGGCCGUUUGAACAAAAGAGAUGUUGACAACAAUGCCUGUCAGUGGAUUGCCAAAACGACACAAAAGGGACAGUUACAGUUAGACAAAACAAUUGCCAAAAAACGAUAGUAAUUAUUUACCCCCUGAGGAAGACACUAUCCCCGUGUCGAAACGUCGGGUUUAUUAAACAACACGUUUUUUAAAUCCCAAGACUGCGUUACCAUUAACCAAGAGAACCACAUUACAUUAAAAAUGUUUUCAAUGAAUGUAGCCAAAAGUACGAAUAAUGCAAUUUCGUGCGUCAUGGCGGCUACCGGAGUUAAAACAGCAUCGUUCUUUGAAGGUUCUUCUAAAUGACGAUGGUAAUCUUCGCAAACCUAGCAUAACAAUGAUGUUGAAACUUUAACUUUACACAGUGCAGCUUUUAUAAGCGCAUCACCGAUUUCCAAUACCUCGCAUGACAGAAAUGUCAAAUGUUUUAAUAAAUCAUAUUAACUUUGAGUUUCGUAAAAUAUAACAAUCCUAUCGGCAACCAUCAUGUUACUUUCAUUAAAUUUGGAAUAAAGACGUUUAAGCAUGGAAAUUCUUAUAGGUGCAUUUUUAUUUUCAUUUCAUUAAGUAUCAGUGUGACAUUCUACUGGCCACGAUCUUCAGCAACCUCAGCGUCUUCCGAAAAACCCGCAACCAAUGUCCGACUCGUGUAUCCGCAACGGCGUAGCCAGCUUUUUCUUUUUCUCCUUCACUCGCCUGAAAAAAAAACACGAGAAAGAGCGGGAUGAAACCAGGGGCGAAUGCCCCCUCUCUCCCUCCUUCUCCACUUUUCACUA